UGGGAUAGCAUAUAUAUAAUAACAUUAUUAUUAUAUUUGUAUAUGCUGUUACAAUUAGAAACAGUCACAUAUUAAGGAAAAGCUUGAAACAGACACAAGAAGAAGCAAAGACACCUCCUCACACUGUUUAUGUUCUGUUGUCUUUUGUUUCUCUUUAAUCUGGUAUCUUACUCAUUACCUUGCUCCUUCUUCUCUUCUCCUAGCUGAGUUUCAAUCUCUAGUUAUGUUGACCAAUAAUAUUGCUGCAAUUACAAGCUGUUGUGAAGUCAAGGUGCACCGUUCCAUAUGCAUAGAGCUUAACGGAUUCAUUGAUAGAAUUUUGCAUAUUAUAUUAGCCAUUGAAUCUUCUAGACCAAAUUGUGCCUUAGCAAUUCAAGCAUUGUGCUCUUUGCACUUUACUUUGGAUAAAGCCAAGUCAGUUAUCAAAAUCUGUUCUGGCUCCAGUAAACUCUACCUGGCAAUAACAUCACACAAGAUACUUUCAAGAUGUGAAAAGUUAAGAAACUCUUUUGAGUUGUACUUGACUCAGAUUCAGAAUACUGUUCCAAUUCCAUUGGCUGCUGAGAUAUGUUCAAUAUUAAAGGAUCUAAGGGAUGCAGAAUUUUCCUUGGAAUUUGAAGAAGAUGAGGCUAGGCAAGUUUUACUUUCACUACUUGAGAAGGAAUUUCCUGAUUCAGCUUCUAUGGAGAAUGCAGAAGUUGAAGCUAUUAAAAUUGUAGCUUUGAGGUUGGAUAUGAAAUCUUCAUCCUCAAUUCUAGUAGAGAAAUCAAGUCUUAAGAGGCAGCUUGAAAAAGUCAAUAAGACAAACCAAAAGGAAAAGGAACUUUUAGCAUACCUUUUAUAUUUGUUGAUUAAAUAUGGUAAAUUCAUUUUUAAGUUUCAAAAUGAAAGCAAUGUUUGUGAAUCAAGUUAAUGACUCUAUCAACCCAAAAGUUGGAAAUGUAUGAUUAUUUAUUCAA
Messenger RNA from Medicago truncatula (barrel medic), 959 nucleotides. Its product is annotated as U-box domain-containing protein 5. Bases 224 to 913 code for a protein of 229 amino acids. The record is from RefSeq and is a predicted model, not a curated record. Lineage: Eukaryota; Viridiplantae; Streptophyta; Magnoliopsida; Fabales; Fabaceae. Gene Ontology annotation, biological process: cell surface receptor signaling pathway. The transcript has 4 exons.